AAUGCUAGAGAUGUAACAGUAGAAGUCUCACCUUUCUACUCUGUAUUCAGAAUGGCUUAUGCUAUUAAAGUCAAUAAACAAUUGAAUAUUUCACAACCAACAUCUUUAAUUUCUGAUUCAGUUCCAACCCUUCAUGAGUUUUUUGAAAAACUAAAUAAAGCUUAUAAUGAUGGUAACAAUGAUUAUUUAAAAUUGGAAGCAGCAUUUGCAAGAGAAAAACUAACUGUAAAUGGUAUUAAAGAUUUAAAUGACGAAUAUCUAAAGAAAGAACUAGAG
This is a messenger RNA of Racocetra persica, 276 nucleotides long. NCBI's taxonomy places the organism in Eukaryota, Fungi, Glomeromycota, Glomeromycetes, Diversisporales, Gigasporaceae. The record is from the annotation of a GenBank genome assembly.